Molecule: messenger RNA, 5600 nt
Organism: Lepisosteus oculatus (spotted gar)
Lineage: Eukaryota; Metazoa; Chordata; Actinopteri; Semionotiformes; Lepisosteidae
Source: RefSeq, a predicted model, not a curated record
GGGGGCUGCGUCAGCAUGCGUAGCCUGCAAAAGAACGAACAGUUUUUUGCCUUGACGUCUCUGCGCCUGGUUUUCCUGCUGUCCUUUGGCCUGGCUGUUGUUGUAUGCAUCGACACCUGGAGAAACAGAAUCUGGCCUUGGAUCCGAGUCAAACAGAAAGAUGAGCCUGACAAUGAAAGCUGGGGCCUCGUCCACCCUGGGCUGCUCAGUGUACCUGAGCUUUGUCAUCACAUGGCAGAAGUGUGGGUCACAGCAGCAUCCUUCACCAAAAGCCUGCUGCAUUUCAAAAAGCAUAAUCCUGGCAAGUUUUGUCUUCUAGUUUGUGGCCUCUUCACGUUUUUAGCGGUGCUGGGGCGCUAUGUUCCAGGACUUUUGCUCUCGUAUAGUCUUGUGCUGGGAGUCCUGCUGAGCCCCCUGGCUGCAUAUCACAGGGUGGGACAGAAGAUCUGCACUUGGCUGGAGCCUGCCCUGCUGAGGCUGGACUUCAGCGUCCGAGGAUACAUGAUGUCGAAACAGAGGGAAAACCAGUUUCUCCGCAGCCCGCUGGGCCCAGGCCCGCUGGCAGAUGGGAGCGACAGUGAGGAGGAGCUGGCCGCAUUUUGUCCCAAGCUGGAUGAUUCCAUAGUGGCCAAGGAGCUGGCAAUAACAGAUUCGGAGCACUCCGACGCGGAGGUGUCCUACACGGACAAUGGCACCUUCAACCUGUCCCGGGGCCAGACUCCGCUCACAGAGGGAUCUGAAGACUUGGAUCGCCACAGUGAUCCUGAAGAAUCCUUCGCCCGGGAUCUCCCAGACUUCCCUUCCAUCAACCCCGAGGCCACGCUGCUGGAUGACGACGACGACACCAGCAUCGGGAUUCCCAGCAUCGGGAUGGCCGCCGCCCCCGCCCGCUGGUCCCUGUCCCACGAGGACACGCUCCUCUACUCCGACCAGGAGGACGCCGACGGCGAGCCGGCUCCGAGCGGCCUGCUCCCGGCCCGGAGCCUCGCCGACGACAUCGCGGGCAUGAUCACCAGCAACAUGAUCCAGGCGGUGCUCACGGGGGCCGCCCAGCCCCCAGCCAGGAGGGACAAUCCCCAGAGGGCUCCCCGGGGCUACCACCAGCAGUCCAGCUCCGAGCUGGACACCGACCCGGAGGGGGACGAUUUCGAGAUGCUGGAUCAGUCGGAGCUGAAUCAGAUGGAUCCCCUUGGGUCCUCCAGCCGGUCGGGCCAGCAGCAGCAAAAAAAUUCUGGAUCGAGCUUUCUCUCCAGCCUGCUGGGAAAACCACAGUAAAACCAUUUUUCUGUGUAGCGUAAAUGUAUACAUAUCAAUGUGUUGUGCUCUCGGUGUGGCUGUGGUUGUGUGUUAAAAAGUGGGUGAGGGGGGGUCUGUGUGUGCUGUUGUGAAUGUAUGUGAGGUUUUGGUGACCAAGGCCUCAGUUUUGGUCCCCUUUAAUAUCACUGUGAAUUUAUGUCUUUUUACAUGAGUUCCUUCUUCUACAUCAGCACUUCCUCCCUGGCUCCUUUGUAGUAGGUGGAGUGACUUCAAAAUGAAGGAUAUAGGCAGGCUUGGCUAUAAGGCAGGCAUCUGUUGAUGAGUGCACAUAUAAUCAAAGAUAAAAAUCAUCUUGGAGUGAUGUAACUGCAAUAGCAUUUUUAGAAUGAGUACAGUACUGCUUCCUUUGUUUGUGGACAGCUUUCCGAGAUCUAGUGUUUUUGUGUUUAUGAGGGGCAAGUGGGUUUAGAAAAAGAAACUUGUUGCACUUUCAUUAACAGCUUUUCAUUUUGCAUGAUUGGGACAAUAAUACUGGGACUGAACACAGACAUUGUGCAAACAGGCUGUAUGCUGAAAUGUGCAAUUCAAAUCUGAAGAGUUCUCCUUCCUGAAAAUCCUAAUGAAAUCUAAAAAUGGAUAUAUUAUCUGCAAAAGUAAAAUUAGCCUUCAAAACUGAUUUUAAGUUCCCAGUCCUCACAAUAUUGAACUGUUUAUAGCCAUAAUGCAAAAUACUGUUCCCAGUGUUUUGUUUUAAGCAGCUCUUUAACCACGAUCUGAAGUGUAAGUAACCAUAACAUGUCAGAAUUUUAUUUACAAUAUUUUUAAAUUAAAAUUCCCAAUAGCCAGCAUAAGUGUUUUAUAACAAACUUAAUGCUAUCUUUUUUAAAUCAUAAAAAUGUUUGAGUGACAUUCUGCAGCACUCUUGCUGUAGGAUGACUGACAGAUUUUUCAGUUCUGAUGCAGAUUUGAAUACAAGGAUGCAAUAGCCUAUGGUCAUGAACGCACUUCCACAGCCCCUCACUGAAACAGAACCUGACUGAGCCCCUUUACUGAUGCUGAGUGCAUGACACUCUCUCAGGCCCUGGGUCUGUGUCUGCUGCUUUGUGAAGCCCCAACCCAUGAAUGUGUGCUUGAACAGUAUGAGCAUUUGUUUGUGUGUGUAUAUGAGAGAGAGAAUUUCUCUGUAUGCUGCCUUGAGGCCACUUUUUGGAAGAUACUUAGCAAAGUGUGAUUUGAUCUACGUUGAGUUGCAGGAAAUCCUUACUGUAUUUUAAUUUGUUGCUCUAAAUACAACAUGAAGGGAAGAUGCUAGUUCUGACACUUUCAGUUAUACCUUCAUUUUUUUUAUGUGGGACAAUACACCCGCUCGGACCUCUCGUUUCAGCACUAGAGAUAUACGGGAGAUUACACAUAACUGACAUGAAAUCAUGUGACCUGCGGCACAGCUCAGCUGCUGUGGUUUAACUAUCGGCCAUCGAGAUGUCGGUGUAUGAGUGUACACAGAACAAGCCGUGGGGAAUGCUGUGAAGCAAUAAACUCUGCUGCUGCUGCUGUUUUUUUACAUUUUGUUUUGUUUUGCCAGCAUGUAGUUAAUGGCAGUGAAAGGUUCCAGCAGUCUGACUUGGGGACAAACAGAUCACAGCAGCAAUAACACCCUGAAAUGAAAGGAAGAGCCCCCUGGCUGAACGAAUCAAGUUAGAACCGGCCCCUCUGGUCUCUCGAUGACACCAGAACCCCGCGGCCUUUUGUGUGCUUGGGAGGCCUGUAGCGCUUCAGGCCGGAGACCUGCCUGUCCUCCAGUCUGUGCUGAAGCCUCGUUGCCAGACUCCUUUCCCUGCGAUGCGCAUGAGGAGGGUCGCGAAGGCGGGCGGGUCGCUCUCCCGUGUGCGAUUGCGGGUUUCAAAGCUGUGAGCUACGCCCUGAAAAACACACCUGGCUCCUCCAAAUCGGGUUUGUGUAACAAAAAAUAAUUGACGAUUGUAACAAAACCACUACCCUUUGGUCAGCUAGAGUGAAACCUGUUGGUCUGGAGAUUGAGUCUCUUUUCGAUGAGCAGCACUUGAUCAUGCAUUCAGUAUGAAACAAGACAGCUGUGAUGUUGAAACGAUGUAACAUUGACAAAGCUAUGAUGUACAACUGACAGUGUCUACUUCAGCAGCCCAUUCCUACAUUAACUUGUCUUAUUGCACGAAAUAUGUUUUACCAUACCUCUAGUGUUUGCGAUACAGUAUUUUAAAUGUUUUAUUUAUUUCUUAUCAACUGCCGCUGAAAGGCAGUUUUUUUUUCCAUAUAUGUCAGAAGCUGUGCUAAAGCUUAGUUCGGGUUAAUUUUUUGUUCUUGUACGAGUACAGACGGAAAAUUAGCCAAAGUUACGCAAUACAAAAAAGAAGAAGCCCUCUGAUAAUUCAGCUUUUCAUGCAGUAAGUAGGUUAGCUGAAAAUUAUUUAAAGUUUGUGGUUUAAAAAGGUGUACCUAUUAUACCAGUGUCAAUUUCUAUAUUAUUCUUAGACUGUUUGGGAGAGCAGUAAACUUUGGUUUUUCAUGAUAGAGUGAUUUCCUUUAAAGGUACACUGUACUGACACCACAUCUCUGCAUCGUCCUGUCUGCUAUUUUUGUAGAAGUGUGAUGUGGAAUUUUCCAGUGUUUUAUUACGUUUCAUAUCUAGGAGGAGUCAAAAGGUAAAAGGAAAGCUGUGUGUUGUUUUACCAUCAUUUGUCCAGAUAUUUGUUGCUUUGUGUUUGGAAACCCUUUUCUGAUGGAACUUUUGCUCUGGACCUUUGCAGCUCUGGUAGUUUAGCAAUCUGAACAACAAAUUGUUCAUUUUCUGAGGAUUUCUGUAUGCACUGCAAAUUGCUGGAUUAUCUUUAAAUUCGGGCAGCAAGACAUUUUAACGUGCACUUUAGCAUAGCACUUUCUGAUCAUUUAAUGAAGCCCUUGGAGAAUUAUGAAUGGCUCAGGAAAGGUGUAGUUGGGUAUAGUGAAUGCUUGCUAUCUAAAUUAUCGACAGAUCUGAAAAAAUUGCAGACAGAUUGGUGUGCAUAUGCUUCGCCCUUCCCAAUUAAGCUGAUGACUGCCAGUGGCUCCCAAUGUGUUUGUGGAGCAAAAGGGCUACAAUGAUUCGACACCUUAAUUUUGUUCUGUAUUGUGAUCCUUGGAUGCUGGGGAAUUGGCUGCCCCACAAGGGCAAAGUCCAAUUGGAUGCCGCAGAGCACAAGACAAAGGGUGUGAAAGAUUUUCUUCUCUCUUCUUUCCUUCUUUAAGACCACAAUCAAUUUCUUGCCUUUCAGGAGAUAAUGUAAGACCGUUGUUUUUUUGGAUUAUAUGUAUUUUCCAUAAUGAGGUGUCACCUUCCUUUUCCUAUUUAUUAUUCAGGCUCCAAGUCUAGUCUUUAAAAGAAAUUGUACUACCAUGCGCUGUACCAAAGCCUUUAGUCCGGCACAGUUUUCACAAAUAAAGGCCUUGAUAUGGUGGUGAAAUGUUGUGCAAAAGUCAUUCAUUUGUUGUUUGUUAGAAGCUUGUGAACAAAUUUCAAGAGGGAGGAAUUAUUGUGAAAAGCAAGCAUCAAGUGAGACUCCUUUGUUUUAAGCAUUCAAAAUUAGGUUGUGACCCACUCCCUGUGCUUUGCUUUAUGUAUGUAGUUUGUUCUUUUAUAGGCUAAGCAGAUCUGCAUUUUUUACCACCUUUUCUAAUUGCAGUUACAAUUUUGUAUUGCUAAGGACAUUCAAGAUAACAUGUUUACAAAUUGUCUAUAGUGCUACUUCUGUGAAAGGUGAGUUCUAGAAAGUAAAUCGUGCUCUAUAGUGUGAAUAUGUACAAAGCCAUUUAAAAUCAUUAAAGUUUGUUUUUAAUCAGAAUAAAAGUGUUAACUUACAAAUGCAGCUGAUGCACCCUAUUGUGGUAAACGUAAAGGGGGAAUUGUUUUUUUCUUAUCAAACUUAAAUAGAACAGGCUACUGUAUAAAAACAGGAAAAAAAACAUUGUGUUGUAAAGAAAAUAUGGUUUGUUCUGUGGUGAUAAUCUUAGUACAUAAUAGAUCAUUUGUAGAACAGCAGAUUUCCUUUAUUGCAGAAGAAGCCUUGUCCAGUACAGCCUUCUUGGGGUUUUUUUUAACACGGAAAAGGAAAUUCGAAAUAAAAUCGAUUCAGUACAAUCCAUCCAUUCAGUACAGUGUGACAAGCGAUUCUUUCAAGAGUGAGGAGCUGCUGUUCUACACAAAGUGUGGAAUCUAAAGUAAACGUGUACAGUAAAAAUGGCUCUCCAACUCGUCCCUUCCUUACCCCAGUAAUCUGUUUUUGAUAUGUUUUGAUGUGGAAACCUUAUUAAAACAAGCUCUGUGUACAACA